CCAAGGCAAGAACUCCAUCACCUGCAUUUGCCGGUCGUUUGGGUCGGUGAUACAUAAUUUUGAAACGAAAAUAAAUUAUAUUUCCUCGCACGGAAUUUUAGAAAAAACGUCGACAUUCAAAGCUUGACACCUUCGAUUUUCACUUUCGCUAGUUGACGCUAUUUAGAGAUCCAAAGCCCCAUCAUGAGAAAGCCUGCAAGAAAAAGCAGCGUGACUCCAGCGCCUGCUGUUGUGAAGACUUACAGCAAGGGAGACCUUGUGUUCGCCAAAGUACGAGGCCAUCCAGCUUGGCCUGCCAGAAUUGAGGAAAUCAUUCUUGGAGACAAAAAUCCCUCUCUGGUCAAAUACACAGUUUUCUUCUAUGGCACCCAUCAGUUCUCGACUUGCAAGCCAGACGAGCUCUGCAUGUAUUCUGACGUUAGUGAUGCUAUGAAAACCAAGUGCAAGACUAAGCGCUUCAUUGAAGCCAUGAGAGAGGUUGAGGAAGCACCUGAUGUUGCUGCGGAGUUGCCAGAAGCAAAUAAGAAGAGUGAAGAGGAGAAACCUUCCAACGAUGAAAUGGAAGAGACAGAGGACAUAGAUGCAGAAAAACCAGAAGAAGAGAAACCUGUUGAAAAGCCUGAGACAAGUGCUAAGAAGGUAAAAUCUUCCAAGGCUGCUGCCACUCAGAAACGCAAGUCCAAGCCUGUUGAAAGUGAGGAAGAGUCGAGCUCUACAGAAAGUCCAGUAACAAAGAAGAGGAAAAUCAACACUCCCACAUUGAGGGUCAACCUCGAGAGAUUGCCAAUACCUAAAACACCUACAAAGGUGGAAGAAACUCUUUCUGAAAGUGAAGAUGGUGAUUAUGAUAAGGUGGAACUGCAUCCAAAUUCACCCGAAGCAAAGCAGGAUGAUGUUGAAAAGGCCAAAAAUUCUGAGGAGAAACUGACUGAAAAAACUCACAAGUUUGAUGAGAAGUCAAGUGAGAUUGAAAUAAAAGAUACUUACCUAGAGUACAGAGAACCUGAAGAUGAAAAUAUGCCUGAAGAUGAAAGAAUUGUCAGGAGACUGAUAAAGAAUUCCAUCUGGGAUUACAAUGUAGACAGUGAAGGACUGAAAUUGGUCCUUCGUCAGAUGGGCUACCACUUCAAUGAAAACAAAAUCAAGAACUGGGAUUCGUCUGAACUCCUUGAAAUGAUUGCUGCUGAAAGAUCUCAUGCUGAGGAGAAAAUCAAAGAUUGUCUCACAUUCAAUCCUGACAAACCUUUUGAUGAGGACACAAAGGCCAGAAAGAAAGCCAAGUUUGAUGGUGACGAAGAGUCUGAUGACGAUUUGGAGGAUCAGGAUGAAAUGGACAAAGAGGAAGGAGUUUUUAUCAAAUACUUCCCAAGACACAGCGUUGAUCUGAUGCUGCAAAUCAAAGAUCUAAAUUGCUGCCCUGACUACUUUGCUUACAUUGUGCAGUUGGCUACCAAUAAUCCUGAAAAUGACUUCACCAUGGAAAGCCAGCCUUUGCCAUUGGAGCAGCAGAGAAAGCUUUUCAUAAAUGAGGAACGGUAUUUGCUUCUCACUGAAGAAAUUCGUGAUAGACUUCGCACAGGAAUCAAGCACGACACAAAGACUGUCAUUGCUCUUCUGGAAAACAUCAUGGAUUUGGAGCUAAAUAAUAUCAUGAUUAGCAAGCAUCCAUUUGCUGUUUCCAAUAUUUGCCUUCUCACUCAGUACCACGGAAGUGAAAUUGAUGGACUGUCUAAAGAAGAAUUGGCUAACGAAAAGGUGGAUGCUGAGAUUAUCAAAAAUUUGGCCUUUGAAGUGGUAGAUAAAAUGCAGUUUGUUGUACUUCCUGAAUACUUGCUUGAAAUAUUGAAGUCUCAUGAGGAUAGCCAGUCGAGUGGAGAUGAUGAAGAGGAAUCAAAAGGCAAGGGAGUCAAAAUGCUGUUUGACACCAUUAAAACUUCACAUUUGACCAUGUCGAGGGCAUGUGAAGGCAAUGAGAAUGAACUGUCCAAAAUUCUGCAGUCUCCAAUCAUUGUUCAAAUGACAAAGUCUGAGUGCAGAAAAUUGUACACGUUGCGCCACAAAUUCUUCAAGCGCAAAGAUCGGGCAGAGAAAGAGGCUGCCUUCCGAGUGUGUGCUUUAGCUCGUAGUUUGCAUCCUUGGUCUGAUGUGCCAACAGAGUCUUUUCUGCCUGUCCUACUCAAACAAGAGGCUUCUGAGAAUGGUGAAAUCACAAACAAGGUAGCAGGCAAAAAAGUUCCAGCCGUAAAUGGCAAAAAGUAGGACAAAGCAAAGCUUGUCCGAUUUCUUUCAAUUUAUGAUUGCACUUGCAUAAAAUUUACAUUGCCGUAUGAGGCGCAUCAAAUUUUGACUAUCAAAUGCAGGUAAUUGAGCUUAUAAGACUUUUUUCCCUCUUGGUAUUGUGCUGGGAUACUUGAUAAUAAUUUGUGUAUUGAUUUCCCUAAGAGCUACAGCAAUGACCAUUUAUUCCAUAAUAAAAAACAAAUAAA
Molecule: messenger RNA, 2486 nt
Organism: Neocloeon triangulifer
Lineage: Eukaryota; Metazoa; Arthropoda; Insecta; Ephemeroptera; Baetidae
Exons: 11
Coding region: 184-2259 (691 amino acids)
Biological process (GO): regulation of transcription by RNA polymerase II
Cellular component (GO): nucleus
Molecular function (GO): double-stranded DNA binding; transcription coregulator activity
Source: RefSeq, a predicted model, not a curated record